Messenger RNA from Symbiodinium necroappetens, 666 nucleotides. The record is from the annotation of a GenBank genome assembly. Lineage: Eukaryota; Dinophyceae; Suessiales; Symbiodiniaceae.
AUGGCCAUCCCACAGAACCACGAAGCAAGGGAGCGUCAGGUGCGUAUCGCUCUCAUCCUCUCGACCGACCUCUCCAAACACAUGCAGGAUCUCGGAGAUCUUCGGCUACGGCUCGGCAAUGGCGAUUUUGACCCCAGCGAAGUGGCCGCAGACCAGCAAUUGGCGCUGACGUGGUAUUUUCGGGCAUCGGACAUCGGACACUCUGCGAAGCCGUGGGAUAUUCACAGGCGCUGGUCCGAACGCUUGGUCGAGGAGUUCCAUGCCCAGGGCGACGUCGAAAGAGGACUCGGUCUGCCGCUGUCUCCGCUCUGCGACAGGAACAACUUCGAUCUGUCCAAGUCCCAAACGGGCUUUCUGCAGUUUAUUUGCCUGCCGAUGUAUGAAGAACUUGUCAGGCUGGACGAACUCCUUGAAAACCGCCUUCAGCUCAGACAGAGGAAGAAGCCGGCCACGUCCGUUUCUUUGCACGUUUCGCGCCAUGGGUUGAAAGUCUUGCCUUUAGACGACAUCGUGCCAAGCGAGCAGGAAUUGAAAGUGGAGUCGAGGCUCUCGCGGUCCUUCACCGGAGGCGCUGGUGUGCAAGAGAUUUGCAUCUUGAACCUUCCUUCCCUUCCCCCGACGUGGUCGCCAGCAAGUAAAUGCCGAAUGGCUGGAAGACUCUCAUGA